Messenger RNA from Solenopsis invicta (red fire ant), 3163 nucleotides. It is a transcript of the gene Tes, whose product is annotated as PDZ and LIM domain protein 5. Gene Ontology annotation, molecular function: zinc ion binding. The transcript has 5 exons. The record is from RefSeq and is a predicted model, not a curated record. The coding region runs from base 124 to 2661 and encodes 845 amino acids. Lineage: Eukaryota; Metazoa; Arthropoda; Insecta; Hymenoptera; Formicidae.
CGAUUGGCUUUGACGCGCUUCGAUGAUUCACGUACAUUCGUGUUGUACGUAUGUCAAACGAGAUAAGUUUACGUUAAUGAUAAGAGAUUGUCUUACGAUCGUUCUUUGGUCUCAUGCUGGAAAAUGGAGGAAGAAAUGACAAAUCGUCCAAAGUGGCUGUUGGAACUGGAAAAUCGUAAGCGGAAGCCACGUUUAGCGCACGAAGCUGGAGCUGGUGCACCAUGUACAAACUGUAAUUCCGCCUGUCCCGGUCUCGAUCUUCAUUUCUGGCGAAAAAUUUGCAAGAACUGUAAAUGUGGUCGAGACGAUCACGACGUCGAUGACGAUGAAUUUCCACAAUUUGAUUUGCUAUUUGGACCAAGUGGAAAAUUUAAAAAAAAGUCCAUGUGUUUGCAAGUAAAUAAUAAAAAAGCAAACGCUGGUGAAAGUACAUUCGAAUGGGUGCCGCCAGACACGACUAAAGAACUAGCUGUGGAUUACAUGAAAGCUUUGCCCAUGGAAAAAUUGCCGAUCAAGGGAUCCGUUGGUGCUGUUUUGAGAAGGCAAUUGUUGCAGAAACAACUACCGCUUCACGAUAUUGAUUAUAAAGUUUGCGAUCAACUUAGCGAACAAGAGCAGAAACAAUUUGAAAGAUAUUUAGAGAACAUAAAGAAAUAUGUAGGACAAGGCAAAGUGAUGAAGAUGUUGGCUGCCCGCCCAUUCGAUCGUUCGCUCGUGACACCCGUCAAUGCAACCGAUAUGCAAACGUGCAGCCCGCAACAUAAAUCUUGUAUACCUUCCGUGCCUGCUGUUCAGUUACGUACGCCGAGUAGUUUUGCCACGAUGAAAGAUUCGUCGUACGCGAAGCAUCCGUAUGACACUCGAAAUAAACGAGAUGUUGCCGCAGUCACGAAUAACAAUGAGGUACAAUCUAGUACAGAAGAGUACAAUUGUACACUAGACAACGUGUCGUCGCUGUCAGCACGUUGCAGUAGCAAUGUCGCCAGGUCGCAACCGAUCGAAGGGAAAUUGAUAUUGAUUUCUGAAAAUGAAAAAGCUACAAAUGGCAAGAUAAUUAACUCUUCGAUUCUCACGCAUCUCGCUGAACAAGAAAUUGUACCCGCUCGCGAAAAGCAUACUUCUACGAGUUACGCGUCUUACGCUUUCGAGGCUCAUCACGGAGAAACGCCGAACGACGACACGACGACGACCCGUCUGCACCCGUCUGUGCGUGCGUCUCUAUCGCAUCCGGAAGCUGCUAACGGCCGAAAUGACGAAACGGCCUUUAUCCAUGCGGAAUCUAUGUUGGCGGAUGCCCUUCUUCCGCCCAGUGCGAUACACGCCAACGAUAUCGUCGGAAGCACCCUGGACGAGAAAGGAUUGACGUUUAUAAGAGAAAAGCUCGCCGACAAGUACAACAUCGCGGACAAUUCAGGAACGAUGCAGCGUCGUACCUGCAGCGUCUCUAAAUCGUAUCCGCGACCGUUGGAUCGCGCGACCGUUGGAUCGCGCGACCGAAGUCAAGGACGAGUCAAGGAUAAUAAUAAUCCCGCGAGUAUCGACAAGUACGUAGAGACAACGGCGGCUAUUGUGGCGGCUGCUACUGAGAAGCAGCCCGCGGAAAGAGCGGAGAUGAGCCUUUUUCAGCUUCCCUUUUCAGAAGCAGAGAGAAAGACGUGUAAACCUUCGUCUCGAGUAGUCGAAUCGACCGAUGUACUCGCCAGUAUCAAUAAUCCGAAUCAACGAAAGCCAUGCGGUUCGUUAUCGAACGAUGAUCCAUCCAAAGUCACAAUCGAGAGCACGGAUCUAUCGAGCGAUCUCAAUUCCAUAGAUCCCACCACAUUGGUCCCACCACAUUUACCGACGCAAACUCACGAGGAUUCGCAAAAUCCUAUCGACGCUUUUGCGUCCAAUCCGUUACAAAUCGAAUUGAAUAGCUCGAGACUGAAAUCGUCCGUCGUACAUUCCGAACAGUUGCAAAACCAAGCGUUUCCCCACAUCGUUGGAAAUUUUAACGAACAAUGCGACCAACAACAACAACGACGAUACACGCCACUUACAGACUGCUUGAAAGAUGCUAUUGAAAAUUUAAAGAUAGACUCGACAAGAGUACAAAAGUGCGAAAAAUGUCACGAGGAUAUACGUAUCGAUGACGUAAUCGUAAUCGCGGAGAAAGCUAAUAACGCAUCCUGGCAUCCUGGCUGUUUCGUUUGUUCGGUAUGUAACGAAUUGUUGGUGGAUCUUGUGUAUUUUUAUUACAAGAACAAGUUGUACUGCGGAAGGGACUUGGCCGCAUUUCUAGGAAUUCCCCGCUGUUUCGCCUGCGACGAGUUGAUCUUUGUACGGGAAUACACGGUUGCAGAGGGACACGAUUAUCACGUUAAACAUUUUUGUUGCUGGGACUGUGAUAUGCCAUUGGCUGGACAACAAUAUAUUACCGAAAACGAUCGACCAUUGUGUCUUUCUUGUUAUCAAAAAUCAUAUGCAAAAACGUGCGCCGCUUGUAACGUAGUGAUCGCUGCUGAUCAACAAGGAGUAGCUAUCAAAAAUUUAAAUUUUCAUGCGACUCAAGUCUGCUUUUGCUGCUACAGCUGUAAGAAAAAUUUACUCAACGGCAGAAUGGCCAUAAAGAAGGAUAAAUUGUUUUGCAGUAAAGAAUGUAUCGCAACAUUUUUUCAUUAAAUUAAUGUAUAGUACAUAAAAGUCCAGCUCUAUUAUUUUCUUCUUUUUGUAAAAGAAAAAUACAGUUAUGUAAAUCCACUUAAAGACUGUAAGAAACAUCAAGUAUCGAAACAUUAAGUGUGCCAUUAAUUAUUAAUAGAAUUUAUACAAGUUGGAAGUGUAAUCAUUAAAACUUCAAGUAUCAUAAAUGUAAUUUACGUAUACAUAUGUUGUAAUGAUUAAUAACAGAACGCACACACACACGUUUCAUCAUGUAUUAUGUUGUGCUCCGUGCAUACGGGAAGAAAUAUUAGCUGCGUUCCAUUCGGAUGCUCACGCGCUAUAAGCUUCAUUCUAUCUCUUCCUUCCAAAUGUAACGAGCGAUAAAGAUAGAAGAAAGCUUAGAGCGUCCAAAUGGAACGCAACAAGGGUGUAACGAUAUUUCAUACAUAACAAAUACCUAUAUUGAUUUAUCAACACGAUAUGAGAUUGUGAAUCAGUAAAUCAGUUUAUUAAUCAUAAA